GACUUUUGAAACAUUGGUUCAAACAAGUAUUCACGAUGUCGUUUUCAAAUUUGAGAUAUGUUGUUGCUGUCUCUGUAUUCAUCCCCAAUUUUUCAAACCCUAAUUUCCUAAUUCGUUGCUUCACUACUUCUUCUUCUUCAAGGCUAUACUCUCAAUUCCAUGAAGAUUAUAACAACAAACACAAUCUCAUUUCAUCAUUCAAUCGACUGCUUCAUCACAAGAAUCCUACACCACACAUCAUCCAAUUCAACAAAAUUUUAUCUUCCCUUGUCAAGCUCAAUCAAUACCCUACUGUUGUUUCACUUCAUCCACAAAUGGAAUUAAACGGAAUUGCUUCAGACUUGGUCACUUGCAGCAUCCUCAUCAAUUCUUUCUGUCAAUUGGGUCACAUCCCUUUUGCUUUUUCUGUUUUGGCAAAGAUUCUCAAAAACGGUUACGAGCCAGAUACCAUAACCUUCACUACACUCAUCAAGGGUCUUUGUCUCAAAGGUGACAUCCAUCAAGCAUUGCACUUUCAUGAUAAGGUUAUUGCGAUGGGAUUUCAUUUGGACCAAGUUAGUUAUGGAACCUUGAUUAAUGGCUUGUGUAAAGUUGGUGAAACAAAAGCAGCCCUUGAAUUGCUCCGACGAGUUGAUGGAAAAUUAGUUCAGCCUGAUGUGGUAAUGUACAAUACCAUUAUCGAUGGUAUGUGUAAAGAUAAACAUGUUAAUGAUGCUUUUGAUUUAUAUUCUGAAAUGGUUGCAAAGAGAAUUUCUCCUAAUGUUGUCACUUAUAGUGCUUUAAUUAGUGGAUUUUGCAUUGUUGGUAAACUGAAAGAUGCAGUUGAUUUUUUUAAUAAAAUGAUAUUGAAAAACAUCAUCCCGGAUCUGUAUACCUUUAGUAUAUUGGUUGAUGGAUUUUGUAAGGAAGGAAGGGUGAAAGAAGCUAAAAAUGUGUUAGCUAUGAUGAUGAAACAAGGCAUUAAACCUGAUGUUGUUACUUACAGCUCUUUAAUGGAUGGAUAUUGUCUAGUAAAUGAAGUGAACAAGGCCGAGAGUAUAUUCAACACUAUGUCUCAUAGGGGAGUGACUGCUAAUGCUAAGAGCUACAGUAUCAUGAUUAAUGGAUUUUGUAAGAUUAAAAUGGUGGAUGAAGCCAUGAAACUUUUCAAAGAAAUGCAUCACAAACAAAUUUUUCCUGAUGUGAUAACUUAUAGUGCCCUUAUCGAUGGAUUGUGCAAAUCAGGGAGAAUCUCAUAUGCUUUGCAGCUUGUCGAUCAGAUGCAUGAUAGAGGUGUAGCACCUAAUAUAGUUACUUACAAUUCUAUAUUAGAUGCUUUAUGCAAAACCCAUCAGGUUGACAAAGCAAUUGCAUUGUUAACGAAAUUCAAAGACCAGGGUAUUCAACCAAGUGUGUACACAUACACUAUUCUUAUUGACGGAUUGUGUAAAGGUGGAAGACUAAAGGAUGCACGGAAUAUUUUUGAGGAUCUUUUAGUCAAGGGCUAUAAUAUAACUGUCAACACAUAUACCGUUAUGAUUCAAGGGUUUUGUAGCCAUGGCUUGUUGGAUGAAUCAUUGGCUUUGCUGUCAAAAAUGGAAGAAAAUGGUUGCAUUCCAGACGCCGUUACUUAUGAAAUAAUCAUCUGUUCUCUAUUUGAUAAAGAUAAAAAUGAUAAGGCAGAGAAACUUCUUCGUGAAAUGAUUACGAGAGGCCUAUUGUAAGACUGAAACUAGGGUUUUGUGACAUGGGCUUGUUCAACGAAGCGUUGACCUUGCUAUCAAAAAUGGACGACAAUGGCUGCAUUCCAAAUGCUAAAACUUAUGAAAUAAUUAUCCCUUCACUAUUUGAAGAAGAUGAAAAUGAUAUGGCAGAGAAAUUUCUUCGUGAAAUGAUCGUGAGAGGUCUUUUUAAAGAUUAACACUUUCUAAGAUGAUUUUCUAUUCAUAUAUUAUCAUUAAAUUUAUAUUUCAUCAUUGUUGCAUAAUUUCAUUUAUGUACUUGCCUCACCUAAUGGGGAAUAUACUCUUCAUUUUUUUUAUUGUUGUAUCUUUUGUUAAGUGUGUUUUUCAAAACCUUAUAGAUGUUGUGUAUCUGUCAUUAGUCUUUCUGACUAUACUGCUGGCAAGUACUGAAUGUUACCGUGGUGCAUUGUUUAAGAUUGUGAAAAGCUGUUGACCCUCAUUAUUUGAAGAUUUGGAUGUUAGUUUUCCUUUCUGGAUUGAAUUAAAUUUAUUUAUUUAUCACGGGUGGUUUGAAUGAGUUGCCUUAACAAUUGAUUUGAUUGCUAUAAGAAUAUGGUAGCUUGUUCUAUGUCUAGUUAAGUGAAAUUGAACUUGGCGGUAGAAGGCAUGUUUGUGAGGUGAAUAAGGAAUAGUUUUUUACAAUUAGUGAUCUGAUUUUGACUAGGCACGGAAAGUGAGGUGAUGCAUGGUUGGACACCUAAUAAUGAAGGUUAUAUUUUCGUCUGAUCCAUGUAGCCGACCCCGCUUAGUAGGAUAAGGCUUGGUUCUUGUUGUUUAGAAUCUCAUAACAUACUCUGUUUUUGUUUUUUUUAAGGUUAUAUAUACUUUGAUUACUUUAAAAAAAGUAAAAGAAAUGCAGAGAUGGUAGAGUUUUAGGAAACAACAUUCAUUUUUAUUAGUGUUGUUACUAUGCUAUUGGGUGUAACAGCUUUGUAUCAUGACAAAUAUUUUGUUAAGAAACCAGCUCAAAAUUAGGAAACAGAAAAGCUCGGUUUCCAUUAUUGUCUAUAUCAAGGAUCAAAAACUGAUUGCAUUGAAAAUUUAAGGGUAAGGGGACAUAGCUUUGUAGAAUUUUAAAAGAGAAAGGUUAACUAGUAAGGGCAAUAAAUGUUCCUUCAAAUAAAUUUUUGCCUAUGUUUUUGCAUAUCCUUACUCAUUAGGACUAAGUGACUAGCAGUAAUAGUAGCAGCCACAAUCCCUUGGAGAAGGUCAUGUCAGUGAGGACUGAGGAGAUUUAGUCUAGUUUGGAAACUUGAUUUUUAGAGGGCAUGUAAGAUGGAUUAGUAUGUUGAUUCUUCAUUAUCAGUUUUAUUUUGUAUUUUAGACUACUGUAGAAAUGUUGUUUCGUUUUCCAUGAUAUCUAUGAGCACACAAAAGAUGAGUAGAUUUAGAAAAUAGUGUACGAAUUUGGUUUUACAAAACAACUUCAAGUCUUCACUUCACUGUAGUCUAUCCAUUUUGUUUAGCUUGAAUCCUGGUAUUAUUGAUAAAUGAUUUUUUUCAUAGAAAAGUGAAGCAAUCAAGAAACCAAUAUGGCUCUUUGAGAUAUUUUCUCAUUUUUCAGUCUCUGUUUCUUUCCUUUAAUUCCUAAAACUAAAAUCCUAUUAUUUGAAUACUUUUAACAAUUUGCAGGCCUUUGUAGGAACUGAUUAUGAUAUUGUACGUCACCUAACAAUUUAUGUGCUUGACUCUGACUGAGAAAAUUAUAUAGUAAUAAUAUAUUUUG
Messenger RNA from Medicago truncatula (barrel medic), 3450 nucleotides. RefSeq names its product pentatricopeptide repeat-containing protein At1g12300, mitochondrial. Gene Ontology annotation, cellular component: mitochondrion. The transcript has 2 exons. The coding region runs from base 36 to 1703 and encodes 555 amino acids. The record is from RefSeq and is a predicted model, not a curated record. Lineage: Eukaryota; Viridiplantae; Streptophyta; Magnoliopsida; Fabales; Fabaceae. Gene Ontology annotation, biological process: mitochondrion organization; RNA processing. Gene Ontology annotation, molecular function: protein binding; mRNA binding.